GACGGUCAGCGCUGCCCACAGGGCUGGGGGUGGUGUCACCCUGCCUGUCCCCAACUUCCCACUGCUGCUUCCCCUUCCCUUCAGCCUCUUGGGGACAGGAUCUCUCCUUCCCAGGCUGCUCCCAGCCCUCACCAUGCCCGGGCUCCUCGGGCUGGGGCAGCUCCUGGUGCUGCUGGUGCUGGUCCUGCAGCCCACAGCGACUCUGGGGUCUCAGUGCUUCGUCCCGGUCAUCGCCAACGGGCAGCUGAGCUCAGCGGAGAAUUUCACCUACGGCAGUUCAGCCACGCUGCGGUGUGAGCCCGGCUUUGUGCCCCUGGGCGGCACCGCCACUGCGCGCUGCACCAUCAACGGGCGCUGGUACCCGCGGGUGCCUUCGUGCGUGCCAGGGCAGUGUCCCUUCCCUCCCCCGGUGGCAUACGCCGAUCUCCAGCACCGGAACGAGUUCCUGGUGGGGACCUCUCUGACCUACUCGUGCAGACACGGCUUCACCCUGAUCCCUGGGGUGUCCCCAACCAUCACCUGCCUCCAGAACCUCACCUGGUCCCCGGUGUCGCAGCUCUGCCAGAGUGAGUACAAUCGGCAAAGAAUCGAUUGAA
Messenger RNA from Malurus melanocephalus (red-backed fairy wren), 596 nucleotides. RefSeq names its product zona pellucida sperm-binding protein 3 receptor-like. Bases 134 to 595 code for a protein of 153 amino acids. The record is from RefSeq and is a predicted model, not a curated record. The transcript is spliced from 3 exons. Lineage: Eukaryota; Metazoa; Chordata; Aves; Passeriformes; Maluridae.